Molecule: messenger RNA, 1665 nt
Organism: Colletotrichum spaethianum
Lineage: Eukaryota; Fungi; Ascomycota; Sordariomycetes; Glomerellales; Glomerellaceae
Product: vacuolar protein sorting-associated protein 1
Exons: 6
Coding region: 1-1665 (554 amino acids)
Biological process (GO): nucleus-vacuole junction assembly; vacuole inheritance
Cellular component (GO): fungal-type vacuole membrane
Molecular function (GO): protein binding; protein-membrane adaptor activity
Source: RefSeq, a predicted model, not a curated record
AUGGGCUCUACGAGCCAGUCCUCGCCGAUAGCGAAAGAGAAGCCGUCGCCGACCUUCUCCAGUAUCUUGAAAACGUACGCCUUCUUUGCCAUGAUUCCUCUGCGGGGUGAAACGGACUUCUUUUCAGGCGAACCUCUUCGAGCUCUAAGCACUCUUGUCUUUUCCGAGAAUAUUGACUUGCAACGGAGUGCGAGUCUGACAUUUGCCGAAAUCACAGAGCGAGAUGUUCGCGAGGUCGACCGUGAUACCCUUGAGCCCAUUCUGUUUCUUUUGCAAAGUCCCGACAUUGAAGUCCAGCGCGCGGCCAGCGCCGCACUAGGAAACCUGGCAGUCAACACCGAGAACAAGGUUUUGAUUGUCCAGCUCGGAGGUCUUACACCGCUCAUCAGGCAGAUGCUAUCGCCAAACGUCGAAGUGCAGUGCAACGCAGUCGGAUGCAUCACGAACCUGGCUACACAUGAGGAGAACAAGGCAAAGAUAGCCCGGUCCGGCGCGUUGGGUCCUCUGACGAGGCUGGCAAAGUCCAGGGAUAUGCGGGUUCAGAGGAACGCGACUGGAGCUUUGCUCAACAUGACACACUCUGACGAGAACCGUCAGCAGCUCGUUAAUGCCGGAGCCAUCCCUGUUCUUGUCCAGCUACUCUCCUCGUCCGACGUCGAUGUCCAGUACUACUGCACGACGGCUCUCAGCAACAUUGCUGUUGACGCUAACAACCGCCGCAAGCUUGCUCAGACAGAGUCCAAGCUCGUCUCCUCCCUUGUCACUCUUAUGGAUUCCUCGUCACCCAAGGUUCAGUGCCAGGCAGCGCUCGCGCUCCGUAACCUGGCCUCUGACGAGAAGUAUCAGCUGGAUAUCGUGCGGUCAAACGGCCUCGCCCCAUUGCUCCGACUUCUUUCGUCGUCCUACUUGCCUCUGAUUCUCUCCGCUGUAGCUUGCAUACGCAACAUUUCCAUCCACCCCUUGAACGAGUCGCCCAUAAUCGAAGCCGGUUUCCUGAAGCCGCUGGUCGACCUUCUUGGAUCUACCGAGAACGAAGAAAUCCAAUGUCACGCCAUCUCAACCCUUAGGAACCUGGCAGCCAGCUCUGACCGCAACAAGGCCCUCGUCCUCGAUGCCGGUGCCGUUCAGAAGUGCAAGCAGCUGGUGCUUGAUGUGCCCGUUACGGUCCAAUCCGAGAUGACAGCUGCGAUUGCGGUUCUGGCCCUUAGUGAUGAGCUCAAGUCCCAUCUCCUGAACCUCGGAGUCUUCGAGGUCUUGAUCCCCCUCACACAUUCCCCUAGCAUUGAAGUCCAGGGCAACAGUGCUGCAGCUCUUGGCAAUCUUUCUUCAAAAGUUGGCGACUAUGCGGUAUUCGUUCAAGACUGGAAGGAGCCUAACGGCGGCAUCCACGGUUACCUAACGAGAUUCCUCCAGAGCGGCGAUGCAACGUUCCAGCACAUAGCAAUUUGGACUCUGCUUCAGCUGCUCGAGUCAGAGGACAAGAAUCUCAUUCAGUUGAUCGGCCAGGCGCAAGAUAUUGUCGACCAGAUCAAGGAGAUUGCCAACCGCCAGAUCGAGCCGGACAACGAAUUUGAAGACGAUGACGAAGGCGAGGUUGUCAACUUGGCACAGCGGUGCCUGGAGCUGCUCGGCCAAAGUGGCGCCAAGACUCACAUUGAAGGCUAA